AUGGCAAAUUUUAAUAGUGAUUUUAAUCCAGUUUUUAAUUGUCCUUUACUUCCUGAGUUUGUUCAUUGGCCAUUAGACAUGUAUUUAGAUGAUGAUGAGUUUCGCGCUGGAUACCCAUUUUCACCUGUUCCAGAGGUGGAAUCAAAUGACAACUUGGAAUCGCAUAAUUCUUCAUCAACACCUGAUAGUGAUGUUCUUCAAUCGAAUAAUUCAGAACACAAUGUUUGUAGUUCAACAACAAAAGGCAAUGAUCAAUUAGCUGACUCAUCAUCUGAACAACAAGUAAGAAUCGAAUUACAAAAAAAUAUAUUUAGCAAAGAGGAAAAUGUUGGUUCAACUGGUCGAUCAUAUACAGGAUUUAAAAAAAGUCUUCUUACUGGUAAUAGAACAAUAAGUACAACUGGUGUUAAUCCUAGUACAUCAACUAGAAUAGGACAAUCAUCAUUAAUGAUUCCAACAGAAAAAUUAACUGAACUCGAUGUGAAAGGUAUCAAAAGGAUGAAAGAACUUUCACAUGUUGUUUGUUCAGAUGAACGUAGUAAACUUGAUAUUGUUUCACUUAAACCUGAUAGCGUGGAACUAAAGGUAAUAUCAUUAUCGUCAUCUACAUUAGCUAGUUUGCGUGGUACAGCAACUGAUGAAAAAUUCAAACCAAAUUAUUAUAGUAAAAAAAGUAAAUAUAAAGACGAUUCAAAUGUUCAAUCACCAACGUUAAGUAGUUCAACACGUACAUCACUGUCACAAGGUCAUUUAAAAACUAGUCGUAUAACAUCAUCAGUACUGAGCGAAGCUGUACUGAAAUGUGAUAAAUGUGGACAAUCUAUUGAAUGUAUUGGUUAUUGCAUAAUAGUAUGUGGAACACUUAUUCAUCGUGAACCAGCUAUUACAGCUCCAUUACUUAUGGAUAUCAUUGAAACAA
Molecule: messenger RNA, 919 nt
Organism: Rotaria sordida
Lineage: Eukaryota; Metazoa; Rotifera; Eurotatoria; Philodinida; Philodinidae
Source: the annotation of a GenBank genome assembly